Messenger RNA from Protopolystoma xenopodis, 3063 nucleotides. Lineage: Eukaryota; Metazoa; Platyhelminthes; Monogenea; Polystomatidea; Polystomatidae. The record is from the annotation of a GenBank genome assembly.
AUGAUGGAGUCAUCUGGUCCUGGCUUCGUGUCCAGGCCCCCUUCAAACCAAAGGGAGGAAAGCGAAGAGCAUCAAACAGAUUGGAUUUUACCCGAAGAGCUUCUGGCCAGCUACCAGAUGCAAUGGGGCCUGAGCGGUGAGCUGUUUCUAAUUGACAAAAAACAAAUCACACAGGUUAAUGAGUAUAAACUAGACAGCCAGAGCAGUUUCUUUCGAGGAAUUAUCAGACGAAAGCAAAUGGAUGUGUUACAAACCUCCAGUGGUCAAUAUGCGAAAAAAGAUAGCCAUGAGGAAGGCAGAAAUCAGGCAAGCUUAGAAGGCGCCCAUAUCGCUUUAACUCCAACGCCGAUAAAAAUCCGCCUUACUAGCUACAUGGCUCUGGCUGACUUGGCUUUCGCUCUACACUGGUGUCAUAUAGGCAAAUGCUACAUUGUAGAUAUAGACACAAACAAAAGGAAAUACGAAAACAGUGUGUGGAUUUGUUCACAAGGAUCUAAAGUCUCAUACGAAUUUCAGGAGGGACAGAUAAGAAUAAAAGAAAAUGGGUUCAACGAGAAUAUCUGGGAAACACAAAAUAAAGCUCUAUUACAAACCGACGAGAUCGCAAUUUACAGGGACCAGGUAAAAUGCAACCUAAAGGCGGCUUUAAGAGUGGCCAACCUUUACGGAAUAGCAGAGCUACGCAUCAAAUGUCAUGAGUAUAUUCGUGAGAAUUGUGAUUUGACCUCUUGCUGGUCACUGUGGCGAGAGAGUAAGAUUUACCGCGCCACAAGUGAAGGUAAAGUGGAUCAGGUAGACCCACUUGCAUCAGGGAUUGUCAGCCGAUUCAUACUGGAAAACUUCUCGGGACUACUGAGAACUGCGAAGAAAGAAGAUAAAGGAAAUGAGAGAAGAGGUUUGAAGAAGCUUUCAGAAGAGGAGCUACGAAGCUUGCUCUCCUCCAGCUACCUAAACGUAAAGAGUGAAAUGGAGGUCGUCGAUGCUAUUUUGAUGUGGGCUGGCUCACGGAAGAAAAGAGACAGACAUUCUAGUCUCAUUACCCGAUUGUUCUCAGAUUGCAUUCGCUUCAGUCAGCUUAUGCUGACAGAACUGGACAUGCUGUACAGGCUUCCCGAAAUCCGGCAAUCUCGUGUCCGAAAAUCGACGUCAAUUCAGCCUGAGGAAGUUAUAGGGGACAAAAUGCUAGAAGGUAAAGAGACGAAGCAGGAGGACAGUGAAGAUGAGAAAAAUACCAGGGAUAGCAUAAAUGCUGAAAACAAAACUGUGCUGCGAAAUUUGCAUUUGCGUACGGACAUACAGGACGAAGGAUCAGAUAAAAAGUCAUGCCUUGCAACACUACGGCAGACUCGACGCCGUCUGAUUCGGGCUAAACGCAACCUCAGACCACUAGUCAUACCCAACAGCUUAAAAUUGGCAGGCAAACAGCCAAGCAACUUAAAAAAUGGGUGCUAUAGGACUCAGACGGCCGAUCAGACAAAGCGGGUAGAUGAGCGAUCACAGAUCGGCCAACCGGCAAACCGCACGGAUGCUGGUGACGACUACCGACGCCAUGAGGCAGGAGGACUUCCGCAAUUGCAACAUUUAUACCUACACGACUGGCAGUCAUGGGAGCCCGGCAAUCGAGAGCAUCGCUGUCGAGAACAAUCCGCCUGUACUGCUCGAGGAAACGGACAUGAUGAUGACAGUGCUGAUUUUUACGUGGCUGAUGAGAUGAGGGUACCUGCCACACGAAGGUUGGCUGAAAAUACUGGCUACGUGCCAAUCCAUACCGACGCCAGGUUGCCACAUGAGGCGAUCUUUGUGUUUGGUGGCUGGGAGGAAGGCCGGCCGUGCAGACGUAUCCACAUGCUGGACGACAAGCGUCUUGCCUGGAUCAGCUUUGGCUCAGUAGAAAAGGAUUGCCAAAAAGCCACAGAAACUAUAGCGCCAGCCUCUGGCGUUGCUCCGAUCGAGCUACCAUACGCGCUGAUGAGUUUCGGCCUGGCUCUUGCCAGUCAACGACACGUUUAUAUUGCAGGAGGUGAGACGAUACACAGCCCAGCCAGCCAUCAGGUGAUUCAUUUGGAUCUGGACGAGGCUUCGGAGUAUAUGCGUACUGGUCUAUUCUCUCCACAGGAGGUGCCUCGUCGUCUAGCUGGCAGUAUUUGGCGUCGCGUGGCCACCAUGCAUGAGGGCCGACGCGAUCUAGCCUUGGUUGUGGUGACUCUGGAGGACGGUGAAGAGGCACUUCUCGCGAUAGGCGGUGAUAGCAGUCGCUUGGUGCUAAACACUGUGGAAUGCCUGUGUCUGAGCCCCGAGAGGCGUGGCGGCUGGGUAUCUGUGGCCUGCAUGCAAGUGCCACGUGGAGCACCUGCGGCCGAGGAACUGGGUGGGCAAGUCUAUGUGUGCGGAGGAUACAUUGAAAGCCGAAUGGAGGUGCUAACUAAUAGUUGUGAGGCUUAUUGCCCUCGGACAGACCAGUGGACUAUGAUACAACCGAUGGCUGAGACACGCUACUAUGCUCAAGCUGUGGUUGUCGCCGGAGCUCUCUUUGUCUUGGGAGGCGGCGGGGAAGGUGGCUUAGCAACCGAACCUGAUCAUGAAGAAUCACACUCUCACCGUCUGAGACGUCGAGAGCUCACUGACCGACGCCGAAACCGAUUAGCAGCUCUGGAGGGCUAUAGUAGCACCGUGGAGCGCUAUGAUCCAGAAAGAGGAGUUUGGGAGCUGAUGCCAAGCAUGUCAGAGAGAGCAGACUUUGCAGCAUGUCUACUAGGAGAAGAGAUUGUCUGCCUGGGAGGAGGAGACGAGGCCAUUUGCACCAGCGAAGUGGAAUGCUGGCGACCAUGGACAAGGGAUAAUUUAGCAGGUGAAGGAGAUCAAUUGCAGCAAUCGUUACUAAGCGAGAGGAGAAACGAGGAGAGCCCAGAAAUUAAUAUGCCAUUAUGGCUAGCUGGAAAUCAAUCCCAAGGAGAAAGCGACGGAGGACAUCUGCCCCAGACUCCCUUUGGGGGCAGCACCUGGAGGCGAGGCGUAAACUUGCCCAAGCCGAUAUGGGGCCAUCGCGGAAUAACAGUCAGGUGA